This is a messenger RNA of Acanthosepion pharaonis, 576 nucleotides long. The record is from the annotation of a GenBank genome assembly. Lineage: Eukaryota; Metazoa; Mollusca; Cephalopoda; Sepiida; Sepiidae.
AUGGCUCUAUGUACCACAGCUACUCGGACCAUGGCUCUUUGUACCACAGCUACUCGGACCAUGGCUCUAUGUACCACAGCUACUCGGACCAUGGCUCUUUGUACUACAGCUACUCGCAAAACGGCUAUGCGUACCACGGUUACUCGGACCAUGGCUCUGUGUACCAUAGCUACUCGCACCACGGGUACACUUACCACGGCUACGCUUACCACGGCUACGCUUACCACGGCUACUCGGACCAUGGCUCUGUGUACCACAGCUGCUCGCACCAUGACUACGCUUACCACGGUUACUUGGACUACGGCUCUGUGUACCACAGCUACUCGCACCACGGCUACGUGUACCACGGCUACUCGGACCACGGCUCUGUGUACCACUGCUACUCGCACCAGGGCUACACGUACCACAGCUACUCGGACCACGGCACUGUGUACUACAGCUACUCGCACCACGGCUACGCGUACCACGGCUCCUUGUACCACAGCUACUCGCAACACGGCUACGUGUACCACAGUUACUCGCCCCACAGCUACGCGUAACGCAAAAAAAAAAAUACCCUACUCAAAUCCACCCUAG